AUGCUGCUGUGGCUCCAGGCCUCGUCUAAGGUCUACAGCAGGUCUCUGAGGUUCAGGUCUGAGGUCUACAGCAGGUCUCUGAGGUUCAGGUCUGAGGUCUACAGCAGGUCUCUGAGGUUCAGGUCUGAGGUCUACAGCAGGUCUCUGAGGUUCAGGUCUGAGGUCUACAGCAGGUCUCUGAGGUUCAGGUCUGAGGUCUACAGCAGGUCUCUGAGGUUCAGGUCUGAGGUCUACAGCAGGUCUCUGAGGUUCAGCUCUGAGGUCUACAGCAGGUCUCUGAGGUUCAGGUCUGAGGUCCACAGCAGGUCUCUGAGGUUCAGGUCUGAGGUCCACAGCAGGUCUCUGAGGUUCAGGUCUGAGGUCUACAGCAGGUCUCUGAGGUUCAGGUCUGAGGUCCACAGCAGGUCUCUGAGGUUCAGGUCUGAGGUCUACAGCAGGUCUCUGAGGUUCAGGUCUGAGGUCUACAGCAGGUCUCUGAGGUUCAGGUCUGAGGUCCACAGCAGGUCUCUGAGGUUCAGGUCUGAGGUCCACAGCAGGUCUCUGAGGUUCAGGUCUGAGGUCUACAGCAGGUCUCUGAGGUUCAGGUCUGAGGUCUACAGCAGGUCUCUGAGGUUCAGGUCUGAGGUCCACAGCAGGUCUCUGAGGUUCAGGUCUGAGGUCUACAGCAGGUCUCUGAGGUUCAGGUCUGAGGUCUACAGCAGGUCUCUGAGGUUCAGGUCUAAGGUCUACAGCAGGUCUCUGAGGUUCAGGUCUGAGGUCUACAGCAGGUCUCUCAGGUUCAGGUCUGAGGUCUACAGCAGGUCUCUGAGGUUCAGGUCUGAGGUCCACAGCAGGUCUCUGAGGUUCAGGUCUGAGGUCUACAGCAGGUCUCUGAGGUUCAGGUCUGAGGUCUACAGCAGGUCUCUGAGGUUCAGGUCUGAGGUCUACAGCAGGUCUCUGAGGUUCAGGUCUGAGGUCUACAGCAGGUCUCUGAGGUUCAGGUCUGAGGUCUACAGCAGGUCUCUGAGGUUCAGGUCUGAGGUCUACAGCAGGUCUCUGAGGUUCAGGUCUGAGGUCUACAGCAGGUCUCUGAGGUUCAGGUCUGAGGUCUACAGCAGGUCUCUGAGGUUCAGGUCUGAGGUCUACAGCAGGUCUCUGAGGUUCAGGUCUGAGGUCUACAGCAGGUCUCUGAGGUUCAGGUCUGAGGUCUACAGCAGGUCUCUGAGGUUCAGGUCUGAGGUCUACAGCAGGUCUCUGAGGUUCAGGUCUGAGGUCUACAGCAGGUCUCUGAGGUUCAGGUCUAAGGUCUACAGCAGGUCUCUGAGGUUCAGGUCUGAGGUCCACAGCAGGUCUCUGAGGUUCAGGUCUGAGGUCCACAGCAGGUCUCUGAGGUUCAGGUCUGAGGUCUACAGCAGGUCUCUGAGGUUCAGGUCUGAGGUCUACAGCAGGUCUCUGAGGUUCAGGUCUGAGGUCCACAGCAGGUCUCUGAGGUUCAGGUCUGAGGUCUACAGCAGGUCUCUGAGGUUCAGGUCUGAGGUCUACAGCAGGUCUCUGAGGUUCAGGUCUAAGGUCUACAGCAGGUCUCUGAGGUUCAGGUCUGAGGUCUACAGCAGGUCUCUGAGGUUCAGGUCUGAGGUCUACAGCAGGUCUCUGAGGUUCAGGUCUGAGGUCUACAGCAGGUCUCUGAGGUUCAGGUCUGAGGUCUACAGCAGGUCUCUGAGGUUCAGGUCUGAGGUCUACAGCAGGUCUCUGAGGUUCAGGUCUGAGGUCUACAGCAGGUCUCUGAGGUUCAGGUCUGAGGUCUACAGCAGGUCUCUGAGGUUCAGGUCUGAGGUCUACAGCAGGUCUCUGAGGUUCAGGUCUGAGGUCUACAGCAGGUCUCUGAGGUUCAGGUCUAAGGUCUACAGCAGGUCUCUGAGGUUCAGGUCUGAGGUCCACAGCAGGUCUCUGAGGUUCAGGUCUGAGGUCCACAGCAGGUCUCUGAGGUUCAGGUCUGAGGUCUACAGCAGGUCUCUGAGGUUCAGGUCUGAGGUCUACAGCAGGUCUCUGAGGUUCAGGUCUGAGGUCCACAGCAGGUCUCUGAGGUUCAGGUCUGAGGUCUACAGCAGGUCUCUGAGGUUCAGGUCUGAGGUCUACAGCAGGUCUCUGAGGUUCAGGUCUAAGGUCUACAGCAGGUCUCUGAGGUUCAGGUCUGAGGUCUACAGCAGGUCUCUGAGGUUCAGGUCUGAGGUCUACAGCAGGUCUCUGAGGUUCAGGUCUGAGGUCUACAGCAGGUCUCUGAGGUUCAGGUCUGAGGUCUACAGCAGGUCUCUGAGGUUCAGGUCUGAGGUCUACAGCAGGUCUCUGAGGUUCAGGUCUGAGGUCUACAGCAGGUCUCUGAGGUUCAGGUCUAAGGUCUACAGCAGGUCUCUGAGGUUCAGGUCUGAGGUCUACAACAGGUCUCUCAGGUUCAGGUCUGAGGUCUACAGCAGGUCUCUGAGGUUCCGGUCUGAGGUCCACAGCAGGUCUCUGAGGUUCAGGUCUGAGGUCUACAGCAGGUCUCUGAGGUUCAGGUCUGAGGUCUACAGCAGGUCUCUGAGGUUCAGGUCUGAGGUCUACAGCAGGUCUCUGAGGUUCAGGUCUGAGGUCUACAGCAGGUCUCUGAGGUUCAGGUCUGAGGUCUACAGCAGGUCUCUGAGGUUCAGCUCUGAGGUCUACAGCAGGUCUCUGAGGUUCAGGUCUGAGGUCUACAGCAGGUCUCUGAGGUUCAGGUCUGAGGUCUACAGCAGGUCUCUGAGGUUCAGGUCUGAGGUCUACAGCAGGUCUCUGAGGUUCAGGUCUGAGGUCUACAGCAGGUCUCUGAGGUUCAGGUCUGAGGUCCACAGCAGGUCUCUGAGGUUCAGGUCUGAGGUCUACAGCAGGUCUCUGAGGUUCAGGUCUGAGGUCUACAGCAGGUCUCUGAGGUUCAGGUCUGAGGUCUACAGCAGGUCUCUGAGGUUCAGGUCUGAGGUCUACAGCAGGUCUCUGAGGUUCAGCAGAGGAGACAGAGGAGAGAGAGGAGGUGUUAGUGAAGCAGAGGAGAAAGAGGAGAGAGAGGAGGUGUUAGUGAAGCAGAGGAGACAGGAGAGAGGAGGUGUUAGUGAAGAAGAGGAGACAGAGGAGAGAGGAGGUGUUAGUGAAGCAGAGGAGACAGAGGAGAGAGGAGGUGUUAGUGAAGAAGAGGAGACAGGAGAGAGGAGGUCUGAGGUCUACAGCAGGUCUCUGAGGUUCAGGUCUGAGGUCUACAGCAGGUCUCUGAGGUUCAGGUCUGAGGUCUACAGCAGGUCUCUGAGGUUCAGCUCUGAGGUCUACAGCAGGUCUCUGAGGUUCAGGUCUGAGGUCUACAGCAGGUCUCUGAGGUUCAGCUCUGAGGUCUACAGCAGGUCUCUGAGGUUCAGGUCUGAGGUCUACAGCAGGUCUCUGAGGUUCAGGUCUGAGGUCUACAGCAGGUCUCUGAGGUUCAGGUCUGAGGUCUACAGCAGGUCUCUGAGGUUCAGGUCUGAGGUCUACAGCAGGUCUCUGAGGUUCAGGUCUGAGGUCUACAGCAGGUCUCUGAGGUUCAGGUCUGAGGUCUACAGCAGGUCUCUGAGGUUCAGGUCUGAGGUCUACAGCAGGUCUCUGAGGUUCAGGUCUGAGGUCUACAGCAGGUCUCUGAGGUUCAGGUCUGAGGUCUACAGCAGGUCUCUGAGGUUCAGGUCUGAGGUCUACAGCAGGUCUCUGAGGUUCAGGUCUGAGGUCUACAGCAGGUCUCUGAGGUUCAGGUCUGAGGUCUACAGCAGGUCUCUGAGGUUCAGGUCUGAGGUCUACAGCAGGUCUCUGAGGUUCAGGUCUAAGGUCUACAGCAGGUCUCUGAGGUUCAGGUCUAAGGUCUACAGCAGGUCUCUGAGGUUCAGGUCUGAGGUCUACAGCAGGUCUCUGAGGUUCAGGUCUGAGGUCUACAGCAGGUCUCUGAGGUUCAGGUCUGAGGUCUACAGCAGGUCUCUGAGGUUCAGGUCUGAGGUCUACAGCAGGUCUCUGAGGUUCAGGUCUAAGGUCUACAGCAGGUCUCUGAGGUUCAGCAGAGGAGACAGAGGAGAGAGAGGAGGUGUUAGUGAAGCAGAGGAGAAAGAGGAGAGAGAGGAGGUGUUAGUGAAGCAGAGGAGACAGAGGAGAGAGGAGGUGUUAGUGAAGAAGAGGAGACAGGAGAGAGGAGGUGUUAGUGAAGCAGAGGAGACAGAGGAGAGAGGAGGUGUUAGUGAAGAAGAGGAGACAGAGGAGAGAGGAGGUGUUAGUGAAGAAGAGGAGACAGGAGAGAGGAGGUUGAAGAAGAGGAGACAGAGGAGAGAGGAGGUGUUAGUGAAGCAGAGGAGACAGAGGAGAGAGGAGGUGUUAGUGAAGCAGAGGAGACAGAGGAGAGAGGAGGUGUUAGUGAAGCAGAGGAGACAGAGGAGAGAGGAGGUGUUAGUGAAGCAGAGGAGACAGAGGAGAGAGGAGGUGUUAGUGAAGCAGAGGAGACAGGAGAGAGGAGGUGUUAGUGAAGAAGAGGAGACAGAGGAGAGAGGAGGUGUUAGUGAAGCAGAGGAGACAGAGGAGAGAGGAGGUGUUAGUGAAGCAGAGGAGACAGAGGAGAGAGGAGGUGUUAGUGAAGAAGAGGAGACAGAGGAGAGAGGAGGUGUUAGUGAAGCAGAGGAGACAGAGGAGAGAGAGGAGGUGUUAGUGAAGCAGAGGAGACAGGAGAGAGGAGGUGUUAGUGAAGAAGAGGAGAAAGAGGAGAGAGGAGGUGUUAGUGAAGCAGAGGAGACAGGAGAGAGGAGGUGUUAG
Messenger RNA from Knipowitschia caucasica, 4797 nucleotides. The record is from the annotation of a GenBank genome assembly. Lineage: Eukaryota; Metazoa; Chordata; Actinopteri; Gobiiformes; Gobiidae.